AUGCCCUUGCCUGUGAACCGCCACGACCAAUGGCUCACCCGCCUCUCUCACCUCUUCCCUCCCGCCCACGGCUACAGCAUCACCUCCCACACCCUCCGCACCACCAACCCCGGCGAGCUCGCCCUGCAAUACGUCGAACUGACCGUGCAGCGUGCGGCCCCCGCCGGGGUAGUUCUGGUGCUCAUCACCGCCCACCCGCGCGACGACAGCCAGCCCCACCCGUGCACCGGUACUGACCCUCCCGACAGUUUCGUGAGCGCGGAGAUUGCCCGCCGAAAGCAGUUGCUCUGGGAGAGCUGGCCGGUCGUCGUGCCCGAUGGGGUGCAGGUGGUGGGCGGGGUGGCGGUCGGGGCGGGGUGUUGGGGGAGUCCGGAACGGGUGGCGUUUUAUACUCUCGAUGAAGGGAGUCCGGUGGAGUUGAAGGAGUGUUUUCGUGGGUGGGUGGCGGAUUGGGAUUUGGCUGCGGAGGGGGAGGUGUGGGAUUUUUUGGAGGGGGUGCGAUUCCGAGGGAGGGUGAUUGGGGUUGGGAUUGGGAGGGAGCGUGGAGAAGAGGGUGAUGUUGUAGAGUCGGAUACUGAUACUAUCGUGGCGGAGAAUGGGGAUCGGGAUGGGGAUGGGGAUGAUGAUAUGGAGGUGGUUUUGCUUACUCUUUGA
Aspergillus saccharolyticus JOP 1030-1 is the source of this 654-nucleotide messenger RNA. RefSeq lists its product as uncharacterized. Lineage: Eukaryota; Fungi; Ascomycota; Eurotiomycetes; Eurotiales; Aspergillaceae. The record is from RefSeq and is a predicted model, not a curated record. Bases 1 to 654 code for a protein of 217 amino acids. The transcript has a single exon.